AAGUGAUAAGGUUAUAGGAAUACAUCAACAUGCCGUGCCCUUGAUACAGAAGAAUUUAAUGUAGGGGAGGCAGAUCAGGGUACUAAAUAACCUUGAGGCUGACUAAGGCCACAGUAAAUCUCUUUUCACCCUGUUGUGCUUAAAUGAGUCAGUGUUUCCCUUCUGCCUACUGAUGAGACGACAGAAAGAAAUCUCAGUAUACGGUUCUAAUACUCCAGGUCCACAGAAUAGAAAGAAGAGUAGAUUUUUCCCCCCUGUAUAUUCCAAGAAAUCUCUCCAGCACUCCUAAAGCCAAGGCAAAAUUGUAUGGUAGGAGCAGAGGUAUCACAGACCCCACAAAGCAGAAAAAGCCCAGGGAAAUUGAGGGAGUGAGGCUGCUGCAGUCUUUAACAGUAAAGUCCAUGGAAGAAGGGUUACCCUUAAGACCUCACAGAUAAAGAGUCACCUGCAUACAGGAUAGCUCUGUGGCAGUCACAAGGACAGUUGCUCAAUACAUGACAACUAAAGUAUUUGCUUCAUCUCCCAGAGGGUUUUAGACAACUCUACCCAAGUUUUGUGAGCUUUGAGCAUGGCUAGUAUCUUCUGGUCAAACUACUUACUUUCGGUAUAGAUUCUGGAGUUUCAGUUUAACAGGUGUUUGAAAACAUUAAAUGAAGUCUUCUAGACGUAAAUAUUUGUAACUUUAAAUUGUGGGUAGAUCUGAGUAACAUCAUGACAUAUGCAGCUCUGCUAGUGCAUCAUUCACCUCAUAUAAUCUCAUCAUAUAGCAGCUAUGUGACUUCACAUCAGCCCACGAAGAAAGGUGAGUGUGGUGCACCAUGGCAUUGAGACAGAAACUGACUCAUUAUAUAUUGCGAUUAUAGUUCGAGUUCACCAUUAUAUGUUGUUGUAAAUACCUUCUUGUGUCUAGUUAGCAAAUUAACAUUUCUCACAUGUCUGUAUAGGGAAAACCAUAGUGGUUAGGCUAACUACUUGCCACUAUUUUAGUCUUCCACUACAGGUCUUGAAACAUACCUCCUUCAGAUACUGAUGAGUUCUGCGCUUCUUUUCUUCCUUUUUAUACACACUUGUGGACAUGUAUUUUGAUCUUUCCCACCUGCUGUUGUACUUGGUUACCCCACCCCCUUCUGCAGAACCUGCUCUCACCUCAGCUCCCCUCCUGCCGUCACUGCUUUGUUCAUUUGUGACCUUAGGAUGCUAAUCAUGGUUACCUUAGUGAACGUGGCUGAGAGUUAUUUACUGAAGCAUGGCCAGUUUAUCAGUGGCUACACUUCUGAAAACACUGACUCUUCUCCAGCAAGCCAUUGACCUCUAAAUAGUUCCUCAGGAACAGUGGGGCCUGACAACGGGAUGUUGGGGAGGCCCCAUUGUGCAGGCAACUAUAGCUGCUUGGAGUUCACAAGCUCAACAGCUGUAUCAUGUCCAGAACACAGCACUCACAACAUUGCUUCCCAUCCUCCAAUGUUUGUAUUUUCUCUUUUCUUCUUUUAUGAUGUUCUCCAUGCCUUGGAUUGGGUGACAGGGGCAAGUAUUCAAGAGUUACUUAUAUUCAGGACUUGGACUGUUUAUGAAUUUCUGUAUUAAACAUCACCCACUGCACAGAGAAACCUCUUUGGCCAGCACUAAUCUUCUUGACAGCAGCACUAAUCUAUCAGUAUAAACAUUAAUAUUUAUAAGACAGCUUGACAUCGGGUCCAUAGAGCAAAACAACGAUAGGUUAGGGCCUAUGACCUUUCCACCCAAGGGCUUUGGAGUUCCCUUCUGGAGGGAGGGCCUCAAAUACAAUCAGAUAAUUGUUCGUCACCACCAUAACUUCCAUGCCACUUUUAUACCAACCGGCUGAUUGAUAUUGCGGAUUACAGGGUUCACAGCUGGCUAGGACACUUUCAUCUCUGCUGCAAGGUUCUGGCUUGAUUUUUCUGUUUCCUGCAAUCAAAGGGUGUGUUGUUUUCAGCAAUAGAGUCCAGCCAUUUAGUUCUUGUGGUCAAGAAGAAACAGGCCCCAGGCUAGCUAGAAGCCUUGGAAGCAGGUAUAAGAUGUGGGAACUAUCAGUUCAGGAACAUGGAUGGGCGGGGCGGAAGUUCUUUGCCCGCCAUCUUUCUUACUGGCGCGCCAUACUAGUGCAGCGAUCCUGUCAGCUGAGAAAGUCUUGGGGGCUCAGGCACCGUGGCCAGAAGACCUUCGACCUCAGGAGCGGGGGUGAGGCUGCAGGAGGCUCCGGACACAGACAUGGACAAAUUGAGGAAGUCCAGAGGAGUAAAGAUGUUGAUGAAGAUUCUAGGAGAAACCUAAGACGUGGACUGGUGGAAUUAUUGUAUAAACCCAGUGAAGGCAGACAAUGUGACGGAAUCUUCAGUGAGUUUCCAGAUACUGUUAUGAACAAGAAAACCUCUCAUGGAGUAAAACGGUGUGAAAGUAAUUUAUGUGAAGACAUACUUAUUGGUCUUCCACCCCUAAAUAUGCAUAUUCCUCUUCAACCAGGACAUAAACGAUAUGAAUAUGAGGUAUAUGAAGACAGUCUCUAUAAAUUUAGGGAGUGUGGGAAAACCUUCAUGUAUCCUGAGUGCUAUCUGAAACAUGGAAAUACCCACACCAUUGAGAAACCGUAUAAAUGUCAUCAAUGUGGGAAAGCCUUUUCUUCUUCAAGUAAGGUUCGAAGACAUGAAAGAACUCAUACCGGUGAGAAACCCUACAUAUGUAACCACUGUGGGAAAGCCUUCCCUAGUCGUGGUUCCCUUCGACGUCAUGACAGGAUUCACAGCGGAGAGAAACCCUUUGUAUGUAAGUAUUGUGGGAAAGCUUUCACUGGUCAAAGUUCACUUCCACGCCAUGAAAGAAUUCACAGUGGAGAGAAACCCUAUGUAUGCAAAUACUGUGGCAAAUGUUUCAUUUCUUCAAGUACCUGUCGAGUACACGAACGGACUCACACUGGAGAGAAACUCUAUGUUUGUAACCUGUGUAAUAAAGCUGUCACUACUCGUACUUCCCUUCGAAAUCAUGAAAGAAUUCACAGCGGUGAGAAACCCUAUGUCUGUGAACAGUGUGGGAAAGGUUUCAUCUCUUCUGGUACCUUUCGGAUCCAUGAACGAAUUCACACCGGAGAGAAGCCCUAUAGAUGUAAGGAAUGUGGUAAAGCCUUCACUAUACAGAGUUCUCUUCAGCGCCAUGAAAGGAUUCAUACUAGGGAAAAACCCUAUGACUGUAAGGAGUGUGGGAAAGCUUUCAGUGGGUACAGUUCCCUUCGGCGCCAUGAAAGGAUUCACAGUGGAGAAAGGCCCUAUGCAUGCAAGCAGUGUGGGAAAGCCUUUCCUGCUUUGGGUGACUGUCAGAGACAUGAGCAAAUUCACACCGGUGAGAAGCCCUACAUAUGUAAGCAGUGUGGGAAAGCCUUCACUCGUUGUGGUUCCCUUAGAAUACAUGAAAAGACCCAUGCUAGAGAGAAUUCCUAAGCAUAAAAUGUGGGAAGGACUCCUUAUUGCAUGCCCUUUCUAUAAAAAGUUGUUACAAUGUUUAGUGAAGCAAACAAGUAUCAAUAUAAAGUUAUGAGGGUUGCCACUAGUCAUAUUUUUCAAUUAACAAACAAAAGAACAAACUAAAAAUGCACCCAAUAUCAAAACUUGCUCAGAAAGUUGACUGUAAGAAAUUGUUUUAAAAUUCUAUGAGAUUCCUCAGGUAGUAGGGAACCAUAAAUGCACAUUAUGAAAGGUUCAAUACAAAGUAAUUUAUGUAGAAUGCUCCAAAAAUUACAUAACCUGAAGGAAAAAUUUCUAAAAUUAUAUCACACUGAUUAGUUUAUUACUAAAAUAGAUAUCUGAACUAUUUGUUUCUAAGUCUAACUCUUGUAAAUAAAUGGUGGCAUGACAUAAUUCUAUGAAGUUUGCUUAAGCAGUGGAGCAAGAGAGUAUCUUUUUUUUUUUCCCUGUUCCCUACCAUUCUGAAGACUUUUGGUUGUUUGAAUAGUGAAAUGGCCUUUUGAGAUGUAGUUACAGCAAAUAUCUUAACAACAAAUGAGUUGGCACUAGCUCACGGUGCUAGGACAAGAUUCUCCAGGAUGAUGGAUGUGCUCUAAAUUGGCAUCUCAUACAGCACUGUUUCUCCUAUGGGUCCGGGACUUGAGGGCAUGGGAAUCAUCCCUAUAACUUACCAGCAAAUUUUAUUUUCGUGUUCUGUAGAUAUUAUGGUUCCACCAGGAGGAACACCCAGCCAUUCCUUUGAACUGGAAGCUAAGACACCCACACAUACCUAACACCACACCCAUUUACUCUGGAUUCCUUGUGUCCUUGAGUUAACUAAAAAUUGUUAUUGUUACUGGAGUGACAGUUCCACUUGACCAGUGGGGAAUGAGACUGCCAUUCAGCAAUGGAGAUGUUCUGAUUAUUUUUUGUUUACUUUACAUAAGCUAGAGUUACCUGUAAGAGAAAUUGCCAUUAGAUUGGCCUGUAGGCAAGUCUGUGGGGGCAUUUGUUUGAUUAAUGAUGUAUGUAUGUAUAUAUAUUCCUUUAAUGGGACAGGGCUACUGUGGGUAGUGCAACUCCUGGGUAGGUGCUGUAUAAGAAAGCAGGCUGAGUGAGCCAUGAGGAGCAAGCCAAGACUCAAGUCUUCCUCCUUGGUCUCUUCUUCAGAUCCUACUUCCAAGUUCUAAGUUCCUGCCUUGAGAUUCUCCUACCCUGGCUUCUCUUGGGGUUGGAAUGUAAAGUGUAAUUAAAACAAAUCCUUUUUCCUCAAGUUGAUUUUGGUCAGUGUUUUAGCAACAACAACAACAAUAACAAUUCAAACUAGAAUACAAGGAGAGGAAGUCUAUUCCUGGAUUUCCUUAUUAUUGCCAUGUCUGUUGAUUAAAACCCAUGGGAAGCUACAACGCAGUCCAAACAGGGUAAUAAAUGGCUCAGAUACUCCAGAAUGCAAGUUUGAAUGGCUUCUCAGGGUAAAGAACCAGUUGAUUUGGGUGUAUGAUGAUGUUUUUAUUUACUUAUAAGUUUUUUUAUACCAAAAUUUAUUUUAAAUUAUAAAAAUGAAGAUGCUUAGCACUUGCUGAAAGAGGAAGAAAUACAAAAUGACAUCAGAAGGUACUUAUAAAUAUGGCGUGCCUGUGGGUCCAGUUACAGAAGUGAGAAUUCUGAUUUUAUCGGGUCUUAUUUUAUUAAGAGUAUAUAUGUUGGGCUGGGUGUGAUGGCGUAUUCCUUUAAUGCCAGCGCUCAGGAGGCAAAGGCAAAUGUGUCUGUUAGUUCAAGACCAACUUGGUUGACAUAGUGAGUUUCAGAACAGCCAGGGAUGCUUAGACUCAAAAACAAACAAACAAACAAACAAACAAAAGAAUAUGUUUAUUUUUAUACUUGAUAGUGUUGAUUGCCAAUGUGACAAAUCUAGAAUCACCUGUGAGAUGGGCCCCUGAGAAUACCUGUGGACAGUUAUCUUGAUUGCAUAAAUGAGGUGGGAAGAUUCACCCACUGUUGGAAGUGCCAGUUCCUGACUGGAGUCUAUGAGCAUAUAAAAGUGGAGCAUUAACUGUCUGAGCACAAGCGCACAAGCGUUAACUCACUGUUCUCUGCUUUUGACUAUGGGUGUGAGAGCUGCUCAAGUUACUGCCAUAUUGACUUCCCACAGUGAUGGAAUUAUAAGCCAAAUAACCCCCCUUUCCUUUAUGUUGCUUUUACCAGGACAUUUUGUCACAACAGGAAAUGAAACUAAGGAAUAUACACACAUAUAAAAUAGAUAUUCAUGUUUUCUUUUAUCCCUUCUUUUACCAUGUAAUAUAUUUAUUGAUUUAAUAAUGCUGGGUAUUGCUAUGUAUUGUCAUAUUUAAUUAUGGUAUAAUAAGUGAAUAAGUUUUCCUCAAGGGACUUUGGCACCUAUUCUGUGGAAACAAUGUUUUCAUUUGUACAUGAAAAUCAUGUUAGGUGAAAUAACUUUGUUAGCGUCUUUAUUUAGAAAUUGUGUAUAACAUAGGUUCACCUGACUGAUGAAACGCACCUGUAUAUUGGUGAGGAAAUUUCCAUAGAAGGAAUGAUAUGUAGGGCAGUGACUUGGAGGGGAAAACACAGAUUCAAUGUGGGUAGCAACUCCCAACAUGGUCCUAGAUGAAGUCUCAGGAAAAGCAGCAGGCACAUACCUCCCUUCCUUUCUGUCUGAGUGUAUCUAUUGAUGCUACUACGAACCUCUGCUGUCUUUUUCCUCUUAACUUGGACUCAGUUCUAGUGACUCUUCAGGAGCUUCCAGUAUUUGGCCUCAGAUUGGGCCCCCUAAGGCAUUUAGCUUUUCAGAGUGGGCAGCUACCAAGAUCUCUACUUCUCUGGUACAACCAAGCAUUGUUGGAUCACCAGCCCCUAUCAUAUGUGACAAUCUAGUAAAUAUCUUCUUUAAUAACUUUCUUGGUUCGAUUCUGGAAAACCCUAAUAUGAUCUGAUUAAUUGAAAGAGAGAAAUUUUGCUCUUUUUCAGCUUUUGCAAAAUUUAAUCAAUUUUACAAAUUUCAAAGACAUGUACAGAAUGUUUGGGGGUUUGUUUGUUUUGUUUUGUUUUGUUUUGUUAUUUGAUCUGGAUCCAUACUACUACUUAAGAACUACCUACUUUUUAAAAGUUUCUGUGUGUAAACAUGUAUGUGCUGCAGAACAUGUGUGCAGGUCAGAAGGCAGCUUUGAGUGUCAGUUGCCACCUUCCAUCUUGCUGAGGCAGGGUCUCUCUUGUUUCUGCUGCAUCUGCUAGCUGGCCUGUGAACUUGGGGGAUCCUGCUUCCAUCUCCUAUCUUGUCAUAGAAAUAUGGGAUUACAGGUAUGCGAUUGCUGCAUCUGGGUUUUAGGAGUUUUAACUCAUGUCGUCUCACUGGGCAAGUCCUUUAUCUACAGCUGUUGCCCCAGACCAGAAUUAUAUAUUUUGCACAUAAUGUGUUAACAUUUCUCAUCAUAAAAUAUGCUGUUCCUAUGAGUGUAUGGCUAAUUCCAGUCAUCUGGACUAGUUUAAACUUUUAUAACUUAGAUACUCAAGUAUUUCCAAUGAUAUACCGAACAGUCCUCCAGUAAAUACAAAUGUUCUUCAAAUUUGGUAAUAUUUGCUUUUAUAAACUCACAAUGAAAUGAGCCCAUAAAUUGAAAUUGAAAAUUACUGAACUUCAAUGCUAAGUUGAGGCUAAAUUUGAAACUCUUCAAAUUGAAGCAUGCCAAAAGGAGAAAAUUAUGGAAAACAAAACACUGCCUCCCCCCGCCCCCCCAUACAGUCUCUGGUUCUCUUUGCUAAUAAAAGCAGGAAACUUGCGAUACCAUUGAUUAAACCCAAAUUGAAAAGCCUGCCAUGGUGAUCAUACCUUUAACCCCCUAGCACUUGGGAGAUUCUCUAUGUUCAAGACCAGUCUAGUCUGCACAGUGAGACCCUGUGCCAUAAAUGGAAGAACACGAAAGAAGGAAGAAGAAGAAAACAACUUUUCUUUUUUAAGACUAAAAUGACAUAUUUCUAGCACUUGCCUCUCAUUCCUACAUCUGUACAAUUGCCCACAGAAAUCUGCCUCACUCCACCUUUGUCAAACAAUUCCUUAGCGUUUAACUUUUGUCACAGACUGUACUCUCUAAGAGUGUUUUUUAAAGGGUUUGUUAAUUGUGGGGGCGGGGGGAGGGAUGAAGGGGGUUUAAACAACCUUUAAAGAAAUUAUUUCCUUCCCUUGAGCACCUUUCUAUUUUAAUCUCCAAAUCUACACUGGCUCAGCCUGAAAUUUUUUUUUUUUCAUCAAAGCCAUGAAUCCCACUUUUGCUUGGUGACAGCAUGCUGUGAAACUGUCUUCCUACCUGCAGUGACAAGCUCAUUUCCAUAACACCUGUUGGACAAAAUCACCUGUUUGAUAAUGACACAUUAAAUAGCUUAAUUACCUGAGUGUUUCAUGCUGCUGUAUGAUGUGAUGGCAAUAUUAUGCUCAUUAAGAUGAGCUGUGCUCUGUCUGAUUUGUAUGCAUCAAGAUCAUCCAAAAGUACAUUGCAUAUUGAUAUCCAGUUUAAGAUCGCCCUUUGAAAGUCAAUAGCAUUUUCUUAUUUUUUUUUAAUGUGUAUGUGUCUGUUGCGCACAUGAGUUUGUGGCAGCAGAGAUCAGAAGACAUGGUUGGAUCUCCUGAUCACCAUGGCAGUUGUGAGUCACCUGAUGUGUUAGGAACUCAAUCUGGGUCCUCAGCAACAAUGGUGUAUUGGUUUAUUUUCUGUUUUGGUAUGAAAUAUCUUAAGUCUUUUCCACUCCCAAGUUUUUGUUGUUGGUUUUGGUCUGUAUUUUAUUGCAACAGAAAGGAAACUCCAAAAAAUGCACUCGUAAGCAGUGAGCCAUCUCUCCAGCCCCUUGAUAGCAUUUUCUGAUCAGUGAUUUUUGUUUCCCAACCACUUAAAAUAAAAAACCUCCAUAAACAAAGACUAGUGUGAGUCACUGAUCAUCCUUCUUUCUGUUAAAAUACUCCUAAAUAGAGUAUUCAUUUACUUCUUAGUAUUACUAUAACAAUUUUUUUUUUUUUUGGUUUUUCGAGACAGGGUUUCUCUGUGUAGCCUUGGCUGUCCUGGAACUCACUCUGUAGACCAGGCUGGCCUCGAACUCAGAAAUCCGCCUGCCUCUGCCUCCCGAGUGCUGGGAUUAAAGGCGUGCGCCACCAUGCCCGGCCAACAAUUUUUAAGUCUGUUGUUAGACCUGAAAAAAAAAAUUGCACAACUGUCUGACUAAAGCAAGCCAAAUUUGGAACUGACCAGCUGGCUACCUCUCCCAAAGCUGGGAUUUCAGAGAGCACCUUCUCACUGGUUUGGGGGGUCCCUUUUAUGGGGAAGGGUUAGGGUUGAUAGAAAAGAACUGCCAAGAUAAUUGGCUGUCCCUGCCUGGACAGAAGAGUGGAGGACUUAGGGCUCGAGGCUGCCUGUGAGGUGAAUAAAUGCCAUGCAGAACAGCUGCCAGGACAGUUGGUUUUUAGGAAGGAGGCAAUAAGCAUACUGAAAGACUACACCAUAUGGAAGGGGAGUCACCGAGGUAUCUGGGAAGACAUCUUCAUAAGGCAAAAGGGCAGUCAUUAUCACAGGUUCGGGAGUUCAGAGUAGGGCAAAGGGUGGGUUUACAUCAUGGGGUUACAUAUUCAUUGGUUGAAAAGCAUAAAUUGCCAGAGGCUUAGAAAACAAACAUAUUCUUAUAGGAUAUGAAAACAUAACAGUUAUGACAAUGUAGCUUCUUACAUUAGGCUUAAAGAUCAGAAACGUAUUCUUGUACGGUAUGGAGACUUAGUAACAGUGACAGUAUGGGUCUGUAACAACAAUGGCCUCUCUUUUGGUUCCACACCAUAUGAGGUCAGUAUGUUUAGGUAAAUUGUUAGGAUAGAAGCCUAUGAAGAAACAAAAAUACCACCACUUGUGGUCAGUGUCUACUUAUUAAAUAAGUAUAUCAUGGUCAUCCUUAAGCAUUUAUUAAUAUUUAUUCAUCUGUUUAUUUUUGAGAUAGGGUCUCACUUUGUAGCUCUACCUGGCCUGGAACUCAUGCAGACCAGGCUGGGCUCCAACUCAUAAACGCCUGCCUGUAUCUACCUCUGUCUCCUUUGCUGGGAUUAGAUGCAUAUGCUACCACACUCAUGAAAGCAAGCAUCACCAACAUUCCACGUUUCUUGUAUAAUAGUUACUUCAGGUUUAGGGUUUUCUUUUUUUUUACCAUUAAUUUAUUCAUAUUAUAUUCCAAUUGCAGUCCCCCUCUUCCCAGUGCCCCCUUCUACAUUCCCUCCCCCCAGUCUCCACCAUCCCCUUAGGGUUUUCUAAUGACUUUUGCUGUAGCUGGACCUUCUGAUAAACUUGUUCAGUGCUAGGAAACCUGGCACAUCUUAAAGCAAAAAGGUAUGAAUGAGUUCACUGAGCUGUGGAAUAAUAUAAAAAAGAUGCAGGUGCUCCCACACACUUUGAAACACUUCUUCUCAUGAGAGAUGCCACUUAGAAAGCAGACAAUAGGAAACUAAAUUGAGCUAUUCAGCUGCCUCAAAAGAUGGAUGGUGGCGGGUCUGUUUCCCUUUACCAUACACCACAGCUUCUGUUAUUCAGGGUCUCUAUGGGUUAUAUUCCUCAAUAGCGAAUGGCUACUUCUCCUGGUACUGUGGCUUCAUCAUGUUCCAUAUGAACUAGCUUCUGUACUGUUCAAUAACAUCUCCACCAGGCUCUCACUCUGAGCCAUCUGAAUCAUACCUAAGCCAGACAUCACAUAGCUGGACACCAUGCAGAUGUCUGUAGGCAUAAUGUUUUUAUGCACUGUGUAAAGGUUAUCUCUGUGUGUGUGUUUUAAGUGUAAAGCACAUGUACUAAGUGUGCUUGCAGGAAGUAUAAAUGAAAAACGAAGAGAUAUAAAACUUUAAAACACAAAAGGGAACUGGAGAGAUGGCUCAGAGAAUUAAGAGCACUAGUUGGUCUUAUACAGAAGAGCAGAGAUAGAUUCUCAGCACCCACAUUGGGCAACUCACCACCACUCUGGGAAGGAAUCUGAUUCCCUAUUCUGGCUUCUUGGGUAUCACGUGCACAUAUACAUACAUGCGUACAUACAUACAUGCAUAAAUCUUUAAAAAUUAAAAUUUAAAAACUAGGAAAGGACCCAAGUGGCCACCCCAGCCACAGCAGCCUCCAGAAAGACACCUGCCUGGGAUGGAAGAAAGGCACCUGCCAUGGGUGCUACAAUGGAUGAAUGUGUGAUAGAAAGAUGGGAAGAAUGGAGAAUCCAGUGGAGAUGCAGAAGAGAAAGUGAAGCCUAGAAGUUCAUACAAUGUGGAGAAAGGUGUAACUAGAGACACACAGCAGCAAGGAACAGACAGAUAGGAGGAGGUUCUGACCCUAGGGCUGCCACCAAGGGCUGUAUCUGAGUCUCUGAUGCUGCUGCAACUGGUAUCUGUGUCAAUGUCUGUUACCACCAAAGGCCAAGUGGAUGUCUGUGGUCUGGGCUGCUGCUGGACACCAUGUAGAUGUCUGUAGGCAUAAUGAUUUUAUGCACUGUGUAAAGGUUAUCCUUUGUUUUAUUUUUUAUUUAACUUUAUUAUUUAUUUGUUUGCUUGUUUGUUUGUUUAUACUUAUUCACUUUACAUCCUGCUCACUGCCCCCUUCUGGUCACCCCCUCCAACAAUCCUUCCACCAUUUCCCUCCCCUUUUCCUGUGAGUGGGUGGAGUCCCCUGGAUAUCCCCCUAGCCCUGGCAUUUCAAGUCUCUGCAAGGCUAGGCACUUCCUCUCCCUUUGAGGCCAGACAAGGCAUCCCAGUUAGAGGAUCGUAUCCCACAUAUAGGCAGCAGCUUUUGGAAUAGCCCCUGCUCUAGUUGUUUGGGACCCACAUGUAAGACCAAGGUGCAUAACUGGUACAUUAUGUGUGGGGAAGCCUAGGUCCAGCCCAUGUAUGUUCUUUGGUUGGUGGUUCAGACUCUGAGAACCCCAAGAGUCCAGGUCAGUUGACUCUAUUGGUCUUCUUGUGGCGGUCUUAUUCCUUAGAGGCUGAAAUCCUUCCUCUUGUUCUUCUGUAAGAGUCCCCAAGCUCCAUCCACUGUUUGGCUGUGGGUGUCUGUAUCUGUCUGAGUCAGCUGUUGGGUGGGUCCUCUUAAAGGACAACUUGUUCCUGUCUGCAAACAUAACAAAGUAUCAUUAAUAGUGACAGGGAUGGGUGCUCGCCCAUGGAAGGGUCUCAAGUUGGGCCUGUUAUUGGUUGGCCAUUCAUUCAGUCUGUGUUCCAUCCCCUGUGCCUGUAUUUCUCGUAGACAGGAUAAAUUUGGGGUUAAAAGCUUUGUAGGUGUGUUGGUGCCUCUAUUGCUCUACUGGGGUUUCUGCCUGGCUAUAAGAGGUGGCCUCUUCAGGUUCUAUAUCCCCAAUAUAGUUGGUCACAGCUAAGGUCACCUCCAUUGGUUCUUGGGUGCUUCCUUUAUCUGAGGUCUCUGUCUCGUCCUGGAAAUGCCCUAUCCUUGUGUUACUGAAAAGCUGAUUUCUUGUAUUCAUAUUUUGUUGCAAUCUAGACGUAACUUUGUUUUAUUUAUUUAUUUAUUUAUUUAUGGUUUUUUUUUUUCCAGACAAGGUUUCUCUGUGUAGCCCUGGCUGUCCUGUGUUAUGUUUAUUCUUAAAUGCUCCUUUCUUAAGCUUUUAUAAACAUUGUCGUUUGUUCAUUCUCUGCCUUAGCAAUAAAAGCCAAAGAGCCAAUUCAGAGCUUUAGGGAGAAUAAGGUGAGACUUCCAAUUCUAGGAAGGGGAAGAGGGAGCCACAAGGAGAGGUUGAGGCAGCAUGAGGAGAACAGAGCUGGUUCAAGAAGGAUGAAAAAUGCAAAUAAUUUGAGAAUAUUGUCUGGGAGGAAGCCUGACUAGCGUGAAGGUAUAGAAUGGCAUAAUAAUUGUUCAGUAUUUGGCUCCUGUCUGCAAAAAUAACGAAGUAUCAUUAAUAGUGACAGGGAUUAGUGCUUGCCCAUGGGAUGGGUCUCAAGUUGGGCAUUUUAAUAAAUCUUAGUCUUUCUAUAUGGUUAUUGAGGAAUAAGCUGGUUAAGGAAUAACUGCUGCCAUAUUAAUUUUAUGAGUCUAUAUUAAUAUAAUAAUAAAUCAACAGAUGUCUGAGAUCUGAGCUCCCUCGGGGACAUAUUCAUCUGAGUGACCAGUGCUGCCACCUGAGGCCAUGGGGACAUCGGGGCCCUUGCUGCUGCUGAGGGUCAUGCCUUAGGUCUGUAAUCCUAUGGCAGCUGGGGUUUAUGUUGAUGUCCCAGGUCUGCGUUACCACCAAACUUGAGGCAGAUGUCCUUGGUGUGGACUGCCACUUGAGGCACAGUGCUGAGCUGGUCCACCCCCUUGCCAGGCCAUCACACUUGGGAAAGCUGGCCCUGCCCCUCACCUGGGCUUAUUACGAUCUCUUGCUUAUUUUUCAAGUUUCCUGUCACACCAGAUUUAUUGGAGAACAUUGCUUUCUCUUUUAAGUGCAAAUUACCUUGGAUUUUUCCAGACAAUUUUGUAUUUAUCUUCAAUGGUCAAGACUUCCAGAAUUUUUCCUAAAGUGAAGAUUCAGAAGGCACAAAUUAUUACAUUACAGAAAACCCAUAUAUUUUCUCUGCAUUCAUAGCAUAAAGUGAUCAUUCCUGAAAUAUUCACUAAAAUGUUGUUUUUUCCAUGUUUCAAAUCACUGGGCAUCACAGAGAACCUUUGCAAAUGAUUAACUAUGAAGAUACUAGGCAACUCAUUCUCACCUGUAAAAGUCAAGUUUCUGAAGGUUCCCUGAAUCACUUCUCUAUAGAAUUUCUUACGGGGAGGAUCCAGCACAGCUCACUCUUUCAGGGUGAAGUUCAUAGGCACUAAAUCUACUGACUCCUAAAAUAUCCCACAUACAUUUCUAAGAGGAAGGGUAAGAAUCACACUAGAGACCUAGAUUUGCUCCAUUAGCAGUUGAUAAAGGGCUGGAGGUAUGGCUCAGUGCUGAAGAAGUUGCUUGGUAUGUGCAAAUGGGUUUGAUCUCUAACAGAGUGGGAGGGGCAUGGAGAGAUGUCCUGCUGGUUAGAAAUGCUUGUUCCACAAUCAUAAUGACUGAUCACAGUACCCAUGUAAAGGGCUCAUUGGGUUUCUCUUUGGAUUAUUUUUAUUCAUAGAUAUAUGUAUGUAUAUGUAUACAUGAGUACAGGUUCCCAGGGAGUCCAGAAGAUAAUAUUAGAUCCCCCGGAACUAGAGUUACAUACAGGUAGUUUUAGGCCAUCCAAUUUGAGUCUGGGAAGCACAUUCAGGGCCUCUGCAAAAGCAGUAAGUACUCUUAACCAGUGAAUUAGUUUUCCAGCCCCAACAAAGUUUUUUUCAAAACAUACAUUGGAAAACAGAUAGCCUUAAAAAAAAACCAGUGUUGAGAUAAUUCAAUAGGUACAUGUAGAAAAAUAAGUUAUGCUUAUCUCUCUCAAUCUGCAUAAAAAUUAACUCAAAAUGCAUCAGAAACUUUAAUAAUAUAAGACCAGAAAUUCUGAAACUCCAAUAGCAAAACGUAGGCAAAGUCCUUCUAGAUAUAGGUCCAAUCAACCACUUUAUCUUUUUUUAAGAUUUAUUUUUAUUAUUCUAAGUUGUGUGUUUAUGUCUGUUUGUGGGUGUCUUGUUAGGGUUUUAUUGCUGUGAAGAAGAGACACUAUGACCAAGGCAACUCUUAUAAAGAAAAAUAUUUAAUUGGGGCUGGUUUGCAGUUUCAGAGGUUUAGUCCAUUAUCAUCAUGUCAGGGAAGCAAGGCAGCAUCCAGGCAGACAUGGUGCUGUAGAAGGAGGUGAGAGUUCUAUAUCUUGAUCCUAAGGCAGCCAGGAGGAAUGUGUUUCACACUGCGUGUAGCUUAAGCAUUUAAGACUUCGAAGCCCCAAUUCCACAGUGACACACUUUUUCUAACAAGACCAUACCUCUUCCAAUAAGGCUACCCCUCCUAGUAAUGCCACUCCCUGUGGCCAAGUAUUCAAACACAUGAGUCUAUGGGGACCAUACCUAUUCAAACCACCACAGUGGGCAAGUGCACAUGUGCCAGGAAAGGACAGAAAUGAGUUACAGAUAGUUAUGAGUGGGUACUGGGAAAGAACAGUACAGGCACUUAACCACUGAGCUAUUUCUCUAGCCCAACCAAGGAUUUUCUAAAUAGGAUUUCAACAGUAUGGGAGAUAAUGUCCAAAUUUGACAAAGGGAAUUCAUGAAAUUAAAAAGUGUCUGUAUAGCAAAGGAAACAAUAAGCAAUUUAGAGAGGCAGGAUGCAGAAUGGGAAGAAAUCUGUCUGUUAUAGUUCUGAUAAGAAUUAUUAACUGGGAUCUAUUAAGAAUGCUAAUAACCACUGGGCAGUGGCGGUUCACACCUUUAAUCCCAGCACUUGGGAGGCAGAGACAGGCUGAUUUCUGAGUUCGAGGCCAGCCUGAUCUACAGAGUGAGUUCUAGGACACCCAAGGCUAUACAGAGAAACCCUGUCUCAAAAAACCAAAAACCAAAAACCAAAAAAAAAAAAGAAAAAAAAAAAGAAAAGAAAAGAAAGAGGAAAAAAAAGAAUGCUAAUAACCAGGACAAAACACUAUUUCAUGACCACUGCACUCAUGAACACUCAGCAACUGUGGUUACCUGCACAAGAUCAAGCCAGUUGACUUUCUAACAUGUAUGGGGGAGGGGCACAUGAGGCUCAUCCACCUCUAGGAGUUAUUGUAAGUGGAGGGCUAGUACAGAAAGAUGAGUCAGUUAUUUUUCAAGAGUGUAACCUCUGGUAGGUUGGCCAUACUCUCUCCAGUGAAUGGCCCCACACCCAUGCACUUCUGAGCAGCAUUAAUUGACCUCAGUGUUUUGGUUUGAUUUUGUAAUGAGAAUAGAAAAAGGUCUUUUAGACAUGUAAAAAUAGCUUAAUCAAAUAGCUACACCCAAGACUGAAUCUGAUAAGCAAAACUCAGUGACAUCACUCAUUCAAAAUAACCAGACACAAUCUAAGACCCAGUGAUGCCCACUGGACAUUAUAUAAGCAAAGACUAAGAACAGUGCUUGGCUCUGCACAGCUGGGGAGAUGGCACCUUAAUCUGUCCUGGAGCUGGAGAGUCUCUCCCAGGAUCCUGACCCUCAAAUCGUAAUUUCUGUUAGAAACUGGACCUGGCCUUCAGGUAAGAUUUGUUCCAUAGGUGAGCAGCCAUGGGGAGAUAGACUUAGGACUGUAGUUAGGAAUUUAGUGAAAAUUGUAUGAUGACUCUCAGCAUAAUAAAAUAUAACAUUUGUUACACUUACUACGCAUAUCUAUCUCUCUUCUUGCUUGUGACAGUUCUGCUUUUGAGAAAGAAUCUCACUUUGUAGCCCUGGCUGACCUGGAACUUACUAUGUAGAUCAGGCUCUCAGAGAUCUUUCUAUUUCUCUAUGUAGGCUAUGAGCUCUCAGAUUUUUUUGUUUUGUUUUGUUUUUUUUUGUUUGUUUGUUUUUUGUUUUUUGUUUUUUGUUUUUUUUUUUUUGAUUUGGUUUUUUGAGACAGGGUUUCUCUGUAUAGCCCUGGCUGUCCUGGAACUCACUUUGUAGACCAGGCUGGCCUCAAACUCAGAAAUCCGCCUGCCUCUGCCUCCCAAGUGCUGGGACUAAAGGCGUGCGCCACCACGUUCGGCUCUCGAGUGCGCCACCACAUCCGGCUUUCACAGAUCUUUCUAUUUCUCCUUUUUGAACGCUGAGAUUAAAGGCAUGCAUCGCCCCACUUGGGUCACUGGAUUCAGUUUUAAAAAAGAGAAAGAACCAGGGAUGCAGGAAUGGUUUAAUAUAUGGAAAUCUAUCAACAUAAUCCACUAUAUAAAUAAACUCAAAGACAAAAACCACACGAUCAUCUCCUUAGAUGCUGAGAAAGCAUUUGACAAAAUCCAACACCCAUUCAUAAUAAAAGUCUUGGAAAGAUCAGGAAUUCAAGGCCCAUACCUAAUCAUAAUCAUAAUAUACUGCAAACCAGUAGCCAACAUCAAACUAAAUGGAGAGAAACUUGAAGCAAUCCCACUAAAAUCAGGGACUAGACAAGGUUGCCCACUUUCUCCCUACAUAUUUAAUAUAAGUACUAGAAGUCCUAGCCAGAGCAAUUAGACAAUGAAAGGAAAUCAAGGGGAUACAAAUUGGAAAGGAAGAAGCCAAAUAUCACUAUUUGCAGAUGAUAUGAUAAUAUAUAUAAGUGACCCAAAAAUUCCACCAGGGGACUCCUAAACCUGAUAAACAGCUUCAGUGAAGUAGCUGGAUAUAAAAUUAACUCAAACAAAUCAGUGGCCUUUCUCUCACAAAGGAUAAAGGGACUGAGAAAGAAAUUAGGGAAACAACACCCUUCUCAAUAGUCACAAAUAAUAUAAAAUACCUUGGUGUGACUCUAACUAAGGAAGUGAAAGAUCUGUAUGAUAAGAACUUCAAGUCUCUGAAGAAAGAAAUCAAAGAAGAUCUCAGAAGAUGGAAAGAUCUCCCGUGCUCAUGGAUUGGCAGGAUUAACAUAGUCAAAAUGGCUAUCUUGCCGAAAGCAAUCUACAGAUUCAGUGCAAUCCCCAUCAAAAUUCCAACUCAAUUCUUCACAAAGUUAGAAAGGGCAAUUUGCAAAUUCAUCUGGAAUAACAAAAAACCUAGGAUAGCAAAAACUGUUCUCAACAAUAAAAGAACCUCUCUCUGGUGGAAUCACCAUACCCGACCUCAAGCUGUAUUACAGAGCAAUUGUGAUAAAAACUGCAUGGUACUGGUACAAAGAUAUACAGGUAGAUCAAUGGAAUAGAAUUGAAGACCCAGAAAUGAACCCACAAACCUAUGGUCAGUUGAUCUUUGUUUGACAAAGGAGCUAAAACCAUCCAGUGUAAAGAAGACAGCAUCUUCAACAAAUGGUGCUGGGUCAACUGGUGGUUAGCAUGUAGAAGAAUGUGAAUUGAUCCAUUCUUAUUUCGUUGUACAAAGUUCAAGUCUAAGUGGACAAGAAACUACAUAAAACCAGAGACUCUGAAACAUACAGAGGAGAAAAUGGGGGAAAGCCUUGAAGAUAUGGGCACAGGGGAAAAAUUCCUGAACAGAGCAGCAAUGGCUUGUGCUGUAAGAUCGAGAAUUGACAAAUGGGACCUCAUAGAAUAGCAAAGCUUUUGUAAGGCAAAAGACACUGUCAAUAAGACAAAAAGGCCACCAACAGAUUGGGAAAGGAUUUUUACCAAUCCUAAAUCAGAUAGGGGAUAUAUAUAAGGAACUCAAGAAGAUGGACUCCAGAAAUUCAAAUAACCCUAUUAAAAAUGGGGUACAGAGCUAAACAAAGAGUUCUCAACUGAGGAAUACUGAAUGGCUAAGAAGCACCUGAAAAAUUGUUCAACAUCCUUAAUCAUCAGGGAAAUGCAAAUGAAACAACCCCGAGAUUCUACCUCACACUAGUCAGAAUGGCUAAGAUCAAAAAUUCAGGUGACAGCAGAUGCUGGCGAGGAUGUGGAGAAAGAGGAACACUCCUCUAUUGUUGGUGGGAUUGCAAGCUGAUAUAACCACUCUGGAAAUCAGUCUGGCGGUUCCUCAGAGAAUUGGACAUAGUGCUACAGGAAGAUCCAGUAAUACCUCUCCUGCGCAUAUAUCCAGAAGAUGUUCCAACCGGUAAGAAGGACACAUGCUCCACUAUGUUCAUAGCAGCCUUAUUUAUAAUAAGCAGAAGCCGGAAAGAACCCAGAUGUCCCUCAACAGAGGAAUGGAUACAGAAAAUGUGGUACAUUUACACAAUGGAGUACUACUCAGCAAUCAAAAACAAUGAGUUUCUGAAAUUCUUAGGCAAAUGGCAGCUAGUAUUGAGAAGGAUCUUAUCUGCUUGCCCAUCAGGAUCAGAUUUGUAACAACAUCUUAUGUACAUAUAAACAGUGUAUCAUUUGCUUCACCCCUAUUUCCCCCUUGAAAGCUUGUAUUUUUUUUCCUACUGAGUAUGUACAUGCUGAGUAGAUACAGCCAAUAGUUAACAGUGCAUAUUGUGCUUGCAGAGGACCUUUGAGUUCAAAUCACAGGACCCAGGUUAAGUGUGGGCUGGGCUGGGCUGUGAUAAACAGCCUGGUUCCUUCCUGGUCGAGCUCAGGCUUGAAACCCCAGUGACCCCUCAGGUGACCCUGCAGGGGAUAACCCUGCAAGGAACAGUAGGGUUUGGCCACACUCCUGGGGCCCUGGCUCCUGUCACAUAGCUACAGACUCCCUCAGUACCCACCCCACUCCUCCAUAGAGAGGUCUGUGGCGAUCAGUCGAGUAGUAGCAGCAUUCCAAGCCCUCCCACAUGCAGAUAAGGUUUCUCCAAGCUCUCAGACCAAGCCAACGGGAAGUACUUGUUGUCAGACCCUGACCCACCCCAAAGUUGUAUAUAAGAAUCCUAUCCAGAAGGAAUAAAGGUGUGUGAGAACUA
Molecule: messenger RNA, 18794 nt
Organism: Mus musculus (house mouse)
Lineage: Eukaryota; Metazoa; Chordata; Mammalia; Rodentia; Muridae
Gene: Zfp563
Product: zinc finger protein 563
Exons: 3
Coding region: 2037-3449 (470 amino acids)
Biological process (GO): regulation of DNA-templated transcription
Cellular component (GO): nucleus
Source: RefSeq, a predicted model, not a curated record